CGGCCGGCGGCGCGCGGAGCAGCGGCUCGGGCAGCGCAGGGCUCGCGCGCAGGGGCGCGGGGGCGCGGGGGCGCGGCGCCCGGCCCGGGUGAGGCUCCGGGGCAGGAGUGCCCGAGUCUGUGUCUGGCUGUUGCCCCACACAUACAUCCCGUUCUUAAGACGCCUCUCCUUUUCCAGGACACUCCUGCCCCGUUUCCAGGUUCCCUCCGCCUUAGGUCUCCAGGUGCGUCCAACUAUCUUGGGAUCUGCUGAUCUGCGCCCGUGCCUCUCAGAGCCUUCUCCCCGUGUCACUGGGUGCCCCUUACUAGCCUUGGGAGCCUACGGAGCACGUCAGCCCCUGCGGACUCUCCCAGCGAAGACACGGCUGGCUGCGGACUGGAACUUGGAAGAGGACACGUCGAGGAGCCUCUGUUGAGCCUCGGGAGAGUGGUGUCCGCCUCCCCGCCGCGCCAGUUCGGGCAGGGACGCCAGCUUUGGGGGCAACUUAACUCCAGGGAAAACAAAGGGUUAUACAACAAAGGAAAUGUGCUCCUAGCGCACUGUGUGCUUCAGCUCUUCUACAAAUGAUCCGCACUCGUCCUCGAGUUCCAGUAAUAGGAUCAGAUGUCAGUUCCAUAUUGUAUGGGUAAACUGAGUUACAGACAGAUUAAUCGUUUGGUCCAGGAUCACAGGCUAGGCAGCGGCUGAGCCUGGUGAGGGAGUCAAAUCACCCACCAAGCUGUUGAGCUAAACAACCCAAACUUGUCUGCCUGAAAGGAAUUCUGAAACAAAAGGCCCCCAGCCGGAGGCAUGUGGCUGCCGCGCAUCUCCAGCACGGCGGUGACCGUGCUCCUGCUGGCGCAGACUGGCAUCCUGCUUUUCCUGGUCUCCUGGCCCAGGCCGCCGUCCCCAGCGGUCGGCAAAGAGCGGGUGCACGUGCUGGUGCUGUCCUCGUGGCGCUCGGGCUCGUCCUUCGUGGGCCAGCUCUUCAGCCAGCACCCCGACGUCUUCUACCUGAUGGAGCCCGGGUGGCACGUGUGGACCACCCUGUCGCAGGGGAGCGCGCCGGCGCUGCACAUGGCCGUGCGCGACGUGGUGCGCUCCGUCUUCCUGUGCGACCUGGACGUGUUCGACGCCUACCUGCCCUGGCGCCGCAACCUGUCGGACCUCUUCCAGUACGCGGUGAGCCGCGCGCUGUGCUCGCCGCCCGCCUGCAGCGCCUUCCCGCGCGGCGCCAUCAGCAGCGAAGCGGUGUGCAAGCCGCUGUGCGCGCGGCAGCCCUUUAGCCUGGCCCAGGAGGCCUGCCGCGCCUACAGCCACGUGGUGCUCAAGGAGGUGCGCUUCUUCAACCUGCAGGUGCUCUACCAGCUGCUCAACGACCCCGCGCUCAACCUGCACAUCGUGCACCUGGUGCGCGACCCGCGGGCCGUGCUGCGCUCGCGCGAGCAGACGGCCAAAGCGCUGGCGCGCGACAACGGGAUCGUACUGGGCACCAAUGGCACGUGGGUGGAGGCGGACCCCGGCCUGCGCGUGGUGCGCGAGGUGUGCCGCAGCCACGUGCGCAUCGCCGAGGCUGCCACGCAGAAGCCGCCGCCCUUCCUGCAAGGCCGGUACCGCCUGGUGCGUUUCGAGGAUCUGGCGCGGGCGCCGCUGCCCGAGAUCCGCGCGCUCUACGCCUUCGCGGGCCUGCGCCUCACGCCGCAGCUCGAGGCCUGGAUCCACAACAUCACGCACGGGGCGGGGCCCGGCGCGCGCCGCGAGGCCUUCAAGACCUCGUCCAGGGACGCGGUCAAUGUCUCCCAGGCCUGGCGCCACGCACUGCCCUUCGCCAAGAUCCGCCGCGUGCAGGAGCUGUGUGCUGGCGCGCUGCAGCUGCUGGGCUACCGGCCCGUCGCCUCCGAGAGCGAGCAGCGCGACCUCGCCCUGGACCUGGUGCUGCCGCGCGGCCCUAGCAGCUUCAGCUGGGCGUCAUCCACUGCAGCACACCCCUAACCUUAGCGGAGGCCCCCAGUUGUGGCGCUGGGGAGGGAGCCAGGCACACGGUGCGCAGGAGCUUGGGAGUCCUCCUCUGUAGUAUGAAUGGACUGAGUCCCCAAAGCUCCAUGUUUCUUCUUGCUUCUGAAUUUUCUUUUGAGUCCUCCUUAGCAGCUGGGUUCCCAUCAGGCGCACACUUCAUCGAAAGCAAAGCUGUGUCCACACUUCCUCUGGGCACAGGGAGUAAUUUCAGACCACUUGGUUGCUUGCUCCUCGAGCCCUUUCUUCCUCGGUCUCUUUUCCUUUUGGUUGCAUUGUCCAGCAGCUGAGGAGGGGGUCCCAGCCC
Messenger RNA from Zalophus californianus (California sea lion), 2299 nucleotides. RefSeq names its product carbohydrate sulfotransferase 6 (gene CHST6). Gene Ontology annotation, cellular component: Golgi membrane. Bases 790 to 1971 code for a protein of 393 amino acids. Gene Ontology annotation, molecular function: N-acetylglucosamine 6-O-sulfotransferase activity. Gene Ontology annotation, biological process: N-acetylglucosamine metabolic process; carbohydrate metabolic process; keratan sulfate proteoglycan biosynthetic process. NCBI's taxonomy places the organism in Eukaryota, Metazoa, Chordata, Mammalia, Carnivora, Otariidae. The record is from RefSeq and is a predicted model, not a curated record. The transcript is spliced from 4 exons.